Molecule: messenger RNA, 766 nt
Organism: Homalodisca vitripennis (glassy-winged sharpshooter)
Lineage: Eukaryota; Metazoa; Arthropoda; Insecta; Hemiptera; Cicadellidae
Product: zinc metalloproteinase nas-7-like
Exons: 6
Coding region: 1-735 (244 amino acids)
Biological process (GO): proteolysis
Molecular function (GO): zinc ion binding; metalloendopeptidase activity
Source: RefSeq, a predicted model, not a curated record
AUGGACACGAACCCCGAGGAGCUCGGAGAGUACGCCCAAGGAGAGGCGGUGGCCAAGUGGAGCCCGGAGAUGGACACGAACCCCGAGGAGCUCGGAGAGUACGCCCAAGGCGACAUCCUGUUCCCUGCUAACACAGCGAGAAAUGGUCUCAAAGCAGCGGCCACCCACUGGGAGAAAGGGAUCGUGCCGUACGAGAUAGGACCGUCCUUCAGUCCUCAAGACAGAGCUAUGAUUGACGAUGCUAUAGCCGAGUACCACAAGCGGACUUGUGUCAAGUGGGUACCACGCAAGGGAACAGAGCCAGAUUAUGUGUACUUCACUAACUCUAACACAGGUUGCUGGUCAUCUGUAGGCAGGAUAGGCGGACGUCAGGAACUCAAUCUACAAAGCCCGGGUUGUCUCACGAAGAAAGGCACGGUAGAACAUGAGAUGAUGCACGCCUUGGGGUUCCUCCAUGAACAGAACCGCUGGGAGAGAGACAAGCACGUCACUGUUAACUACAACAAUAUUCAAGAUGGUCGCCAGAACAACUUUGAGAAGGCUAAAAAACAAGAGACGGAUGCUCAAGGCGUGUCAUACGACUAUCACAGUAUCAUGCACUACUCAGAGAACGCCUUCUCUAGGAACGGACAACCUACCAUCGUGCCUAAGUCGAAGGGGGUAAAGCUGGGACAGCGAGACAAACUCAGCGACAAAGAUGUCAAGAAGAUCCGACACAUGUACAAAUGUCAUUAAAUAACUCGACAAAUAAACUUAUCAACAUUAA